GCUUAAAAGCUCCUCAAUUUUUUACAUUUCACCAGCACAGCCCAAGAGUGAAAACCCAAGGAACAUCUCUACUGGGCAAAGAAGCCUUGAAGUCUAAUCAUCAUGGGUAUGAAAGACAUUCUGAAACUGAAGAAUAAAACAUCUUCUGGUGGAAAUAAGGACUCUCAUGUGGACUCCAAUGAUGAAAACAAGGAACGUGGAAACUGGUCCCGAAAAUCAGACUAUUUGUUGUCUAUGAUCGGCUAUGCUGUUGGUUUGGGGAAUGUCUGGAGAUUUCCUUAUCUUGCAUACAAGAAUGGAGGAGGGGCAUUUCUCAUACCUUACACGAUUAUGCUUGCAUUCUCUGGCCUCCCACUCUUCUUCUUGGAAUGCUCCAUGGGACAAUUCUCCAGCUUGGGUCCAAUUUCUGUUUGGCGGGUUGUGCCAAUCUUACAAGGUGUUGGCAUUAUGAUGGUGCUCAUUUCUACAUUAGUAUCCAUCUACUACAAUGUCAUCAUUGCCUACAGCUUGUACUACAUGUUUGCUUCAUUUCAAAGUAUCCUGCCAUGGUCAGAUUGCUUCAGCUGGUCCGAUGAAAAAUGCAGCAAAACUAUACGAGGCAUAUGCAGUGUACUAAUAAAUGACAGCAUAAGUACAACAAAUCUAACCUGGGUGAAAGAAAAUAACCAUACAUGCAUAGUCAACAGCACUGUCCUGGACGAUGUGGAAUUGCCAAGCAAACAGUACUGGGAGAAAGUAGCACUCCGUCAGUCCAGUGGCAUGGAUGAGACUGGUGAAGUUGUUUGGUACUUGGCUCUGUGCCUACUUUUAGCUUGGAUAAUUGUUGGAGCAUCUCUGUUUAAAGGAAUCAAAUCAUCUGGAAAGGUGGUGUACUUUACUGCAACCUUCCCUUAUAUAGUCCUUACCAUCUUGUUGGUUCGAGGAGCAACUCUAGAAGGUGCAUUUGAAGGCAUCAAUUAUUAUAUUGGAACACAGUCAAACAUUACAAAGAUAAUGGAAGCAGAGGUUUGGAAAGAUGCUGCUACUCAGAUAUUUUUUUCCCUCUCCACGGCCUGGGGUGGACUCAUCGCUCUGUCUUCCUACAACAAAUUUCAUAAUAAUUGCUACUCAGACGCACUCAUAGUCUGUGUAACCAACUGUGUCACCAGUGUGUAUGCCGGAUUUGCUAUAUUUUCUAUUUUGGGACACAUGGCGUAUGUGUCUGAGAAACCUGUUUCCGAAGUAGUAGAUUCAGGCUUUGGGUUGGCAUUUAUUGCAUAUCCAGAAGCUUUAACUCAACUUCCAAUUUCCCCUCUUUGGUCGUUCCUGUUCUUCUUUAUGCUUCUAACUUUGGGUCUGGACUCUCAAUUUGCAAUAGUAGAAACUAUCACAACAUCCAUACUAGAUGCGUUUCCUGAGUUGAUGAAAAAACAUCGGAUCCCUAUCACCAUUUGCUGUUGCUGUGUUCUGUUUCUUCUUGGGCUCCUUUGUGUUACUCAGGCCGGAAUUUAUUGGGUAAAUCUGAUUGACUACUUCUGUAGUGGAUGGGCCAUUCUUUUUGCUGCAGUGCUUGAGCUAAUUGGCGUUUGCUGGAUAUAUGGUGGCAAUAAUUUUAUUAAGGACAUUGAAAUGAUGAUUGGAAAAAAGCACUGGAGCUUCUGGUUGUGGUGGAGAGGUUGCUGGAUGUUUGUUUCACCAGCUUUAUUAGUGGCUAUUCUUUUGUGGUCAUUGAUUACUUUUGAACCUCCAUCAUAUGGGAACAUCAGGUAUCCUACCUGGGGGAUAGCUCUGGGUUGGUGUAUGAUAAUAUUCUGCCUUCUAUGGAUUCCAAUUGUAGCUGUAAUAAAAGUUGUUCAAGCAAAAGGAAACUUUUUGCAAACCUGCAGACCAGCUAACAACUGGGGACCGGCACUGGCCCAGUAUCGUGGAGAACGUUACGAACAUAUUGCUGACAACACUGAACACAAAGAUGCUAAUGAGAUAGCAACGGUGACAUCGAAGACAGGAUAUGAUAAUGUCACUUAUUUUUGAUGAAACUUACCUACUGCUGGCCACUCUCAGAGAAAGUAUGGAUGAAGAGAGCACUUUCUUAUUUCUAGUCCCUCUACAAAAAAUUGUGUACAGUAUAUACAUAAUGGACACCUAUUUAAUUUUGUAUAUAAAACAGUUUGAGAUGAAUUAAUCUGAUUGCAGAAAACGUCACAUAAAUGAAGUAGGACUACAUUACAACAGUUAAAAGAAAUUUGCUUCCUAGUCGAAAAAUCAAAGACAAAAAAUUGAUUUCCAUCUAAGAAAUAAUGCAAAUAGAAUAUUUUCUACAUACAGGGACACUGGCCAUCCAUAACAUUUGUACUGUUUGCCAAUGUGUUAAAGUGAAAAUAAUGUUAAAGGGGUUAUCUCACUAUAAGGCUUCUUUCACACGACCAUAUGUGUCCCAUGUGGGUCAGCCGCAUGCGGAUCGCCGACCCAUUCACUUGAAUGAGGCCUAAAAGUGAAGCUUUACUCAGCAAUCAACUGAUCUGGGCCCAGCUUCUGCCCCUGGCAAUCAGCUAAAAUUACCAGCUAGCCAUACAUUUCCCCUGGGGCAUCAUACAUUGUGUGUAUUGGGUCUUUUAAAUUUAAAGUAGUAUUACAAAUACAUUGGGUUCUUUCAAAUGUGUCUUUUUGAUACAGGGUUUUGCUGCUGUUUUUGCUGCCUGUAUCUGACCUCUAAAGCAAUUUAAAGUGUUAUCCUGAAAGUGAUUGACAUAAUGAAACCAAGACACUUACCUAUUCACUGGUGCUCAGUUCCAUCGUACCUGCUGGUUCCGGACCCCUGUGAAAGUGUUACAUCAAAGGGUGUACACAAAUCUCAUAGGGAGCCAUAGUGAAGCAUAAUAUGGACCCCCCGCCCUACCUAGUUUCCCAGUACUCAUGUGUCAAACAAUUCAAGAAUUCAAAGCACAAUGUCCUGGAUUUGAGACCACUUUUUACAAUUCUGCACUACACUAAUUUCACGGUUUAUUGCUCGGUCAUACAACUUACCACCCAAAUGAAUUUUACCUCCUUUUCUUCUCACUAAUAGAGCUUUCAUUUGGUGGUAUU
Molecule: messenger RNA, 3063 nt
Organism: Bufo gargarizans (Asiatic toad)
Lineage: Eukaryota; Metazoa; Chordata; Amphibia; Anura; Bufonidae
Product: sodium- and chloride-dependent neutral and basic amino acid transporter B(0+)-like
Exons: 14
Coding region: 103-2010 (635 amino acids)
Biological process (GO): sodium ion transmembrane transport
Cellular component (GO): membrane
Molecular function (GO): L-proline transmembrane transporter activity
Source: RefSeq, a predicted model, not a curated record